Molecule: messenger RNA, 508 nt
Organism: Gracilinanus agilis (Agile Gracile Mouse Opossum)
Lineage: Eukaryota; Metazoa; Chordata; Mammalia; Didelphimorphia; Didelphidae
Product: cathelicidin-4-like
Exons: 4
Coding region: 1-477 (158 amino acids)
Biological process (GO): antimicrobial humoral immune response mediated by antimicrobial peptide; defense response to Gram-negative bacterium; defense response to Gram-positive bacterium
Cellular component (GO): extracellular region
Molecular function (GO): lipopolysaccharide binding
Source: RefSeq, a predicted model, not a curated record
AUGGAGCUCCUCAGGAAGGUGCUGCUGAUGGCUAGUGUGGCCACUCUCCUUUCUGCCCAAGUUUUGCCUCAGUCCUCCCCAAGCUAUGAGAAGGCCCUCUCUGCAGUCAUUCACUUCCACAACCAGGUACAUGGGACAGAGAAUGCAUUCAAGGUAUUGCAAGUCCACCCUCCUCCAUCUAAUCAGAAUCCCCAAGAUCAAAGACUGAAGCUUCUGAGAAUUACCUUGAAGGAGACUGUGUGCCCAAGGACUGAGGAGCUCCCCUUGAACCAGUGUGACUUCAAAAGAUAUGGGCUGGUGAAGAAAUGUCAAGCUUCUGUAUCCAAUGAACAAGACAUUACUGCCAUCAUCCUCACCUGUGACCCAGGGGCCCUAUUGUCCUUUCGCUCCAGAAGAAGUGUCACCAAAAUGAAGAAAACUAAAGCUGACAAAUAUCACCAUCUUCUUUCUUAUGGAUAUAGUCGGAAGCUGCUUUGAAUAAUUCUGACCUGUUUUAUCCCCAAAACCA